Molecule: messenger RNA, 1482 nt
Organism: Saccharomyces kudriavzevii IFO 1802
Lineage: Eukaryota; Fungi; Ascomycota; Saccharomycetes; Saccharomycetales; Saccharomycetaceae
Gene: JHD1
Product: [Histone H3]-lysine-36 demethylase
Exons: 1
Coding region: 1-1482 (493 amino acids)
Biological process (GO): protein demethylation; regulation of transcription by RNA polymerase II
Molecular function (GO): histone demethylase activity; transcription coregulator activity
Source: RefSeq, a predicted model, not a curated record
AUGCAGGAUUCCAAUAUUUGUACGCAUUGUCAACUAGAAGAAAACCCGGAUGCAUUACUUUGGGUAAAAUGUGAUAGUUGUCCACAGUGGGUACACGUGAAAUGUGUGCCUUUAAAAUGCAUACACUAUUCGAAUGAUACAAGUUCUGAAAUCCUCUCUUAUCCAAAUUCUUCGAAGCAAAUCAAGAGCUAUCGUUGUUCGUACCAUAAUGAAGGGGAACUUCUUACUAUGAUUGCUCUCAACAUCCGAAAAGGAAAGCGACAAAGAAAUAAUGAGAAAUCUGAAGAUAGUGGGCACAUAAAUAAGCGAUAUAAUUUAAGAAACAAUAAAGUUAUUGACUAUAUUGCCCUGAAUGAAGGUGAAGCAAAAAGAGAGAAAAUGAAUCACCCUCAUAAGGACAGCUUUUUGAGAUGUUUUGAGAAAUGGGAGAAUAACUCUAACAUCAUUAGUGCCGCCGAAUUUGCUGCCAAAUUUGAUGAUAUAAAGCAGCCGUACAAGAUAAGUGACCCAUUAAAUAGUGAUAUAAAUGUACCGAAGGUGACUUCACACAAUGGAGUCAUAACUGUCAAUGACAUAAUGAAAAUUAUGGGCGAGGACUACCACGUUGAUGUGAUGGAUGUUCAAACGCAAAUGAAUGAAAACUGGACAUUGGGGUCCUGGAACGAAUACUUCACAAACACCAGGCCAGAUAGGAGGGAUCGAAUAAGGAAUGUUAUAUCGUUAGAAGUCUCCAACGUUGAGACUUUAAAAUUUGAGAGGCCCGCAGCGGUUAAGCAGAAUGAUCUCGUCGAUCAAAUUUGGAAUUGCAAUAGACAUCCAGGUAAAAACGAUGAGGAGAAAGUGGAAGAGGAUGAAUCCAGGCCAAAAGUAACCAAAUAUAUCCUAAUGUCUGUAAAAGAUGCGUAUACAGAUUUCCAUUUGGACUUUGCUGGCACAUCAGUUUAUUAUAACGUCAUUUCAGGACAAAAGAGGUUUUUGUUAUUUCCGCCCACUCAAUCAAAUGUAGAUAAGUAUAUUGAAUGGUCUUUGAAAGAAUACCAAAACAGUAUAUUCUUAGGUGAUGUCCUUGAGGAUGGUAUUGCGAUGGAAUUGAAUGCUGGUGAUUUGUUUAUGAUUCCAUCUGGAUAUAUUCACGCAGUUUAUACGCCGGUAGACUCUCUCAUCUUUGGAGGCAACUUCCUGACAAUUCGCGACUUAGAAACUCACUUUAAAAUCGUGGAAAUCGAGAAGUUGACAAAGGUACCCAAAAGAUUUACUUUUCCCAAGUUCGAUCAAGUGAUAGGCAAAUUAUGUGAGUGUCUUGUGCUUGAGCGAAAUAGAGCUACCAAUGAUGGUGGUGGUAAAGGCUUAAUGGCCAAAACAACCAAUCCCACGAUUCAAUUACUCUAUCAAUACCUUAUAAAACCAGAAGUUAAGUACAAGCCUUUGAAUUUUACUUCCAGGAAGUGUUUAGCGAAAGCCGUAGCGGACCUUAUUUCUUAG